GUCAACAGAUGGCGCUGUUUCUCCAGUCUAACCCGAUCGUGAGGGAUCAAUAGGGUGGAGAGUGGGAUUCGGGAGCCCCGGGUCCGCACUUCACUGGAUGCGGUAGCGGUAUGUGGACAACAGACACACCUGAGACGUUUGCGGGUACUUCAUGCUGACCGGUCCGGGCUCUCGCUGGAGUGCAUGACCCGCCGUGAUGGCCGGGGGACGAAGAGGACUAGUGGCUCCACAAAACACUUUUUUGGAAAACAUUGUCCGCCGGUCUAACGUUUGGACAUUAUCACAUAGACACACAGACACAAACUUUGUGCUGGGGAACGCUCAGAUCGUAGACUGGCCCAUCGUUUACAGCAAUGAUGGCUUUUGUAAGCUGUCCGGCUACCAUCGCGCAGAGGUCAUGCAGAAGAGCAGCACUUGCAGCUUUAUGUACGGAGAACUCACAGAUAAAGACACGUGUGAGAAAGUUCAGCUGACUUUCGAGAACUAUGAGAUGAACUCGUUUGAAAUCUUGAUGUACAAGAAAAACCGAACUCCGGUAUGGUUUUUUGUGAAAAUUGCACCGAUUCGGAACGAACAGGAGAAGGUCGUGCUCUUCCUGUGUACGUUUAGUGACAUCACAGCAUUCAAACAGCCCAUCGAGGACGACUCUUCAAAAGGCUGGGGGAAGUUUGCCCGCUUGACCAGGGCUCUAACAAGCAGUAGAGGGGUCUUACAGCAACUGCAGCCCACGGUACACAAAGGAGAGAAUGUGCACAAACACUCGCGCCUUGCAGAGGUUCUCCAGCUGGGCUCAGACAUUCUCCCUCAGUACAAACAAGAGACGCCCAAGACCCCCCCUCACAUCAUCCUGCACUACUGUGCCUUUAAGACCACCUGGGACUGGGUCAUCCUCAUUCUCACCUUCUACACCGCCAUCAUGGUCCCCUACAACGUCUCGUUCAAAACCAAGCAGAACAACGUCACCUGGCUGGUUGUGGACAGCAUUGUGGAUGUAAUCUUUCUAGUAGAUAUUGUGCUGAAUUUUCAUACCACUUUCGUGGGCCCGGCUGGGGAAGUGAUAUCAGACCCGAAACUCAUUCGUAUGAAUUACUUGAAAACCUGGUUUGUGAUUGACCUGUUGUCUUGUCUGCCUUAUGAUGUCAUCAACGCCUUCGAGAAUGUGGAUGAGAACUGGAACCAUCGAGCUGUCACUCAAGGUAUCAGUAGUUUAUUUAGUUCACUGAAGGUGGUCCGGCUGUUGCGUCUGGGCCGGGUGGCUCGUAAACUGGAUCACUACAUUGAAUAUGGUGCGGCUGUCCUGGUUCUUCUGGUUUGUGUGUUCGGGCUGGCCGCCCAUUGGCUGGCCUGCAUAUGGUACAGCAUUGGAGACUAUGAGGUAAUCGAUGAGGAUCAUAACACAGUACGUACAGACAGCUGGCUUUACAUGCUUGGCGAGACCAUCGGGAUGCCCUACCGGUUUAAUGCCAGCGGGACAGGAAGAUGGGAAGGCGGACCCACGAAAGAUUCGGUCUACAUCACAUCUCUGUACUUCACCAUGACCAGCCUAACCAGUAUUGGCUUUGGAAACAUCGCACCAACCACAGAUGGAGAGAAGAUCUUCGCGGUGGCCAUGAUGAUGAUUGGGUCGCUCCUCUACGCCACCAUCUUCGGUAAUGUGACUACUAUUUUCCAGCAGAUGUACGCCAACACGAACCGAUAUCAUGAGAUGAUCAACAGUGUGCGGGACUUCCUAAAGCUCUACCAGGUGCCCAAAGGCCUGAGCGAGAGGGUUAUGGAUUACAUCGCCUCCACCUGGUCUAUGUCCCACGGUAUCGACACUGAGAAGGUUUUGCAGAUUUGUCCGAAAGACAUGCGUGCCGAUAUCUGUGUUCACCUGAACAGGAAGGUUUUUAAAGAACAUCCUGCUUUCCGAUUGGCAAGUGACGGCUGUUUGCGAGCGCUGGCCAUGGAGUUCCAGACCAUCCACUGCGCUCCGGGCGAUCUUAUUUAUCAUGCGGGCGAGAGUGUGGACAGCCUCUGUUUUGUGGUGUCAGGGUCACUGGAGGUCAUCCAAGACGACGAGGUGGUCGCCAUUCUGGGUAAAGGCGAUGUGUUUGGGGACGUGUUCUGGAAGGAGGUGACUCUAGCUCAGGCGUGCGCUAACGUGAGAGCGCUAACGUACUGCGACCUGCACGUGAUCAAACGGGACGCGCUUCAGAAAGUUCUGGAGUUCUACACCGCCUUCUCCAACCACUUCUCACGAAACCUGUUGCUUACAUACAACCUGCGCAAACGGCUUGUGUUCAGAAAGAUCAGUGAUGUGAAACGUGAGGAAGAGGAGAGGCUGAGGAGGAAGAACGAGGCCCCACUGAACCUCCCUCCCGAUCAUCCCGUCCGCCGUCUGUUCCAGCGAUUCCGCCAGCAAAAAGAAGCCCGACUCGCUGCUGGGCAGUUCAUUUCCCAUGACCCUGAUCUCGAGAAGGGUCACAUCCACAAUGAAGUCAUCAGUCAGGAUGUAGUUGCCACCACAAGCAUCGUCACAGUUACGGAGAGUCCAGCCACGCCCAUCCCUUCACACCCCAACAAAAAACACACCCUGGGUCCGUUCGACCAGGCAAAGCUCAGUGCCCCUGCCCCAAAUGUCCCUCUGUCGUCAGAGCCGCGCGCCCGGGGAUGGGCCAGAUUCAGGGAGAGCGUGGCUAAGCCGGAGGGAUGGGGAAACGUUCCUAAAGCGGAAUCUAUGGAGACGCUCCCUGAACUGAGCAGCUCCAGUAAGUCUUGUGAGUCUAGCGGCCUCAAGAAGACGGAUUCCUGUGACAGCGGCAUCACCAAAAGCGACCUCCGCCUGGAUGAGGGCGGAGCUCGCACCCCUGUGGACCGCAGCCCGGUCCAGCCAGAUGGAAAAGCUCCCCCGAUCCCCCCAAUCCCCAUUAUUCCCGAACAUACGCUCCACGCGUCGCUCCUGGAACUCCGUAGUGAACUGAAAGAGGAGCUGUCGGCGCUCAGUAACCGUAUGGUUGCCUUGGAGACACAGGUCGCCGAGGUGUUAAGGUUGCUACGGAACAGAAAGACUUCGACCUCUCCAAUCUCGCUCUUCCAGGUAUCACGACCGACAUCACCAGACACAGACAAGGAGGACAUCUUUCCAUAAAC
Triplophysa rosa is the source of this 3132-nucleotide messenger RNA. It is a transcript of the gene kcnh1a, whose product is annotated as potassium voltage-gated channel, subfamily H (eag-related), member 1a. Gene Ontology annotation, molecular function: delayed rectifier potassium channel activity. Lineage: Eukaryota; Metazoa; Chordata; Actinopteri; Cypriniformes; Nemacheilidae. Gene Ontology annotation, biological process: potassium ion transmembrane transport; regulation of membrane potential. The coding region runs from base 197 to 3130 and encodes 977 amino acids. The transcript is spliced from 13 exons. Gene Ontology annotation, cellular component: membrane. The record is from RefSeq and is a predicted model, not a curated record.